AUGACACGUAUCAUCCGAGUUGCUAUCCUGGAGACUGACACUCCCAUCGACCCCGUCCUUGAUCGCUAUGGGACCUACGGCGCGAUUUUCAACCGUUGGUUGAACAAAGGGCUCCAAGGGCUUGGAGUCACUGAUACCGAGAUUCAAACAACCAAUUGGGAUGUAGUGAACCAAUCUGUAUAUCCCAAGCUGGAGGACUUCGACGCACUGUUGAUGACCGGCAGCAAACACGAUGCGUAUGCAGACGUACCAUGGAUGAAUGAGUUGACGAAAUACGUCCAUGACAUACACGAGCAGCACAAGAAGCCCAUUAUCGGUAUAUGUUUUGGACACCAGAUUCUCGCGCGUGCUCUCGGGGCACGCGUCGCCCGGAACGAUGAGGGCUGGGAGGUCUCGGUCGAACCAUUCCAAUUAAGUGAUACUGGGAAGCAGCUGUUCUCAAAGGAGUCAUUGAAUAUACAUCAAAUGCACACGGAUAUUGUGUACGACGUUCCGCCAGGAUUCGUCAAUCUUGGGUCUAGCCCACGAUGCAAGGUUCAGGGGCUAUAUAUGCCACAGCGUGUUCUGACUCUACAAGGUCAUCCGGAGUAUGAUGAGUUUGUGACGACGGAGUUGAUCAAGCUUCGACACGCGAUAGGACGCUUCGAUGACGAGCUCGCUAAAGAUGGAUUAUCGAGAGUCGGGAACCAGCACGAUGGUGAGCUUAUUGCGAGGAUGGCAAACCAAAUUCGCACACUCUCCCCUGCCACAAACAAAGUCAUUUUCGAGCACCCGGGGACUUCCCUCGACGAAGCUCGGGCUAUUGCACAAGCCUCGGACAAUGCCUUCCAGUCCUACAAGCAGCUCUCUCUUGCUGAGCGGAAGGCGAUCAUUAUCAAGGCAUUGAACAUAGUGGAUGCCAACAAAGAAACACUUGCCAAUGAGCUCACGGCUCAAAUGGGCCGCCCUAUCGCCUACUGCACAAAGGAGAUUGACACCAUGCGCAAACGCGCAGAUUACCUCCUCAGUAUUGCAGAUGACAGCCUGAAGAAUCUUCCUGGACAGGCAGAGAGCGGUUUCAGACGGUUCCUGAAGAAGGAACCCCUUGGCGUCACGUUGAUUUCAACUGCGUGGAAUUACCCGUAUCUGAUCACAGUGAACACUCUUCUGCCGGCUCUCCUCGCCGGAAACACGGUUCUUCUCCGCACAUCUCCCCAAACUCCCCUCCUCGGUGAACGGCUCGUAUCAUACUUCCAGGAAGCUGGGCUACCCACUAACGUCCUCCAACUCCUCCACGUCGGCUCCCUCGACGUCCUUGACGAAAUAGUCAAGCUUCCCCAGAUCAAGCUCGUUUCCUUCACCGGCUCUACGGCUGGUGGCAUCCGCCUGCGUGAAGCAACGGCGCGCCGUGUCGUCCCUGUGAAUCUCGAACUAGGAGGUAAUGACCCAGCAUACGUCCGACCAGAUGCGGAUAUAGCCUACGUCGCCGCACAGGUUGUCGACGGGGCCGUCUUCAACUCAGGACAGAGCUGUUGCUCGAUUGAACGUGUUUACGUUCACGCAGAUGUCUACGACAGCUUCAUUACCGAAGCACAGAAGGAACUGAGCACAUAUAAGCUCGGUGACCCCACUGACAAAAACACCACAACCGGGCCUGUGAUCUCCAAGCAGUCUCUGAAGAAUAUCCAGUCCCACAUCGACGAUGCACUAUCCAAAGGGGCUAUUGACUCCACACCUGCCAAUGCCACAUUUACGUCUUUGCCCGCUGAAGGGAACUAUAUUGCUCCUAAGCUCCUUACUAACGUCACACAUGAUAUGGUCACCAUGCGCGAAGAGACCUUCGGUCCUGUCAUCCCUGUCAUGAAAGUUUCUUCUGAUGAGGAGGCCGUUGCGCUCAUGAACGACAGUGACUACGGUCUUACUGCUAGUGUAUGGACGAAGAAUAUCAAGGCGGGAGAGGCUUUGAUUGAGAAGAUCGAUGCGGGUACUGUGUAUAUCAACCGCUGUGAUUACCCGAGUCCGGAUCUGGCCUGGAUUGGAUGGAAGAACUCCGGCCUUGGAUGCACGUUGGGACCACACGCGUUUGAUGGAUUUUAUAAGUUGAAGAGCUUCCAUAUCAAGGAGGAGCAGUCUUAG
Messenger RNA from Aspergillus pseudonomiae, 2115 nucleotides. RefSeq names its product Aldehyde/histidinol dehydrogenase. The transcript has 7 exons. Lineage: Eukaryota; Fungi; Ascomycota; Eurotiomycetes; Eurotiales; Aspergillaceae. The record is from RefSeq and is a predicted model, not a curated record. Gene Ontology annotation, molecular function: aldehyde dehydrogenase (NAD+) activity. The coding region runs from base 1 to 2115 and encodes 704 amino acids.